This is a messenger RNA of Kockovaella imperatae, 1660 nucleotides long. RefSeq names its product peptidase S8/S53 domain-containing protein. The coding region runs from base 232 to 1437 and encodes 401 amino acids. The transcript is spliced from 5 exons. Lineage: Eukaryota; Fungi; Basidiomycota; Tremellomycetes; Tremellales; Cuniculitremaceae. Gene Ontology annotation, molecular function: serine-type endopeptidase activity. The record is from RefSeq and is a predicted model, not a curated record. Gene Ontology annotation, biological process: proteolysis.
GGAGGAGGAGGAGGAGGAGGAGGAGGAGGAGGAGGAGGAGGCGGUGGUGGUGCAGACGGAGGCGCCGGUGGAGGCGGCGGCGGCGGCGGCGGCGACGGCGCUGCAGAUUCGGAUGACCCUUUCGCUUCGUCAGGGCCCUAUAACGGUCCCCCGGGCCCAGCGACCCCUGACCCCUCUGGGACAUCCGAUGGCGCCUCUAGUGGCGUCUCAGCAGUGUUCCCCGGCGCAGGCAUGUACGUUGCCACACUGGUUGGCUGCAUCCUUCCUGCUGUGCAAGGGCGCGAAGGUGUCGCUGGUGUUUCUGCCGAUGGUGAAGCCUGGGUCGCAGCCAUGCCUCCUCCUCCACCACCGCCGCCGCCGAAAGGUUGGAAUAUCACCAUGGCUCAGAGCCGAGCACCGUGGCACCUGUCCAUGGCAUCCUCCAACACAACGAUCAAGGCGUUUCCGACCAAUUAUCAUUAUAAUCAGACGGCAGGUCUGGGCGUGGAUAUCUAUGUCGUAGACUCUGGGAUUAAUGUGAACCAUGUCGAUUUUGGAGGUCGGGCGAGGUGGGGCUAUGUCGCACCGGGAUACCAACAGGCAGAUGGUCUGGGCCAUGGCACCCAUGUGGCCGGCCUCGCCGCGUCAAAAAGCUGGGGCAUGGCCAAGCAGGCCAAUCUUGUCGCCGUCAAGGUGAUCUCUGAUGGUGGAUCUGGACUUGUAUCGGACAUUGUCGGUGGGAUUCAAUGGAGCAUCUCCGAGGCCAUCAAGAAUCGGAAAAAAUUCGGCACACGGUCCGUCAUCAACCUCUCCAUGGGCACGGCGCCUAAUGCCGGUCUGGAUCGUAUGGUGCUUCAUGCCUUGCGAUGUGACAUACCCGUGGUCGUCGCUGGCGGUAAUACCGGUCUCAAUGGCAAGGCGCAAAGUCCAGGUCGGGUCAAGGCGGCGUUGACUGUCGGAGCCACCACCAAAGACUACAAACUCUGGGCUCAGUCGGCGACAUCACCUGGGCUGGAUCUCGUCGCGCCAGGCGUCAAUAUCCCAUCCACUUGGAUAACGUCCUCCACAGCGACCGCUUUUCUGUCCGGUUCAUCCAUGUCGGCACCUCUCAUCUCGGGUCUGGUCGCCUAUCAUCUUUCACUCUACCCACUGCUGCCCGUCAAGCGGGUCAAUAAACGUCUGAAACUCAAGUCGAGCAAGAUCAUCUCGUCCCCGAGUCUGACCAACGUGGGAUUGUUGUUCAACUGUUGGGACGUGAAUUGUUAUCCGCCGAUCAAUAUCACCAAGCCUGCAAACGUGACAGCUCCUCCGGCAAACAUUACCAUGCCAGCGAAUAUCACCAUGCCGGCGAAUGUGACCAUGACGGUCAAUAUGACGACCACAACAACGACGAUGAUGGAGAUCACCACCACGACUGAGACUCCCGUGACGACCCCGCCGCCGGACCCGCCAGCGUGAGAGAGGGGGGUGGAAAUAAAAAGGAGGGGUUUCUACCUCGCAUGCAUGAGCUUUCGAGUCGAGGAGAUGAAUGUCGUCUGACUCUGACUGGUCUACGGUUGCAGAUGACCAAGCACGCGCCUUGCGCCAAUCGGAGGUUAUCAAUGUACGUUCUGCGACCUCGGUGCACUCAGUCCGCUCGGUCAGGCUAGAUCCGCGUGGCCAUGCAGCCGCAUCCUUCUGA